AGCCUUCCGUGAAAUCUCUCGGGAAGCUCUGCAAUCGUUUUAUAUGCUCCACGCGUCUCAGUGUGCUUAGUUAGGCGACUACGGUUUACUGUGAAAGUCUCUGAGGCGCUCGCGACGUAUGAGGCGCGCGACAUCUUUAACGCUGGAUUGAGAGGCCCGGGAAUCAAGUGGCUUGCCUCGUGAACAUGGAAAUUGCACUGGAUGAUUUCCCGCUUCCAAAUCUCGAUGACCUUGAUUUAUCAGAGCUAAGCUACGAUGAUGAAAGCCUUUCGCCAACAUCAAGUUCCGAGUAUUGCUCGCCAUUAAGUUCGCCAACUUCACUGGACACGCAAUURGAUUCUCCUUUGUCAACUUCAAGCAUUUCUUCCCASUCAACAACGGGGUCUACGGAUUCCGCAAAAWCGUCUGGAAGCAGUCCCUCGRGUCAGAAAUCCAGCAAACAUAAAGCGAAAUGCCAAGCCCCACACUGCAUCAAGAGAGAGCAUAUUUCAAUAUUACGAAGAAACGAACGCGAAAGAAACCGCGUUAAACUUGUCAGCGAUGGCUUUGCUAAUCUGCGAAAACAYGUCCCUACAACGCCAUUAAAUAAGAAACUUUCAAAAGUCGAGACRCUUCGGACUGCCAUCGAGUAUAUUCGACAUCUUCAGAAGGUUCUAAAUGAGAGUAACAGAAUUGAGAGAGAACGACGCYUGCUGCAUCAAGUUGGUUGGUACCACGAAGCAUUUAAACURCAGGCACCAAAUGGCAUGGGUCUCCUACAGCAGAACCAAAUAAACAGUCUUCUCAUGGACCUCCCUGAUAUUGCACCCUACCCAGGACCUGUUCAUGUGCUUGGUAAUCCAAUGGCUCAAGCCAGUUAUUAUAGCUUCAUGGGCUGAAAGUGUAAAGUCAUGUUAUGACUGAAUCCRCAUACCCUCCAUUACGAAAUGGCAAGUGUAGCUGUGAUAUACGGCGAUAAAAUUCGUGCAUCAUGCACRGUGAAGAACUUUCUAACAGAAAAUAUAUCAUUAACAUGUAUUUUAUGGUAAAAUAAGUAUAGCUAAUACCUAUAGUAGUUCGUAUUUUUCCUCUCACAAAAUAGUGUUUUUACUCUGUUUUUCGAGUGGGAAUUUUCUCCUUGAAGAAAGUGCAACUAUUUUUCGCAAAAAUAGACAUAAUGAUUUUUUUAGUUCGGAAUUUUCAUAAGAUUUCGCAAGUUUCGUAAAAUUUUKUCAUAGUUUCGUAGUUUCGCAUAUUAUUUUGUUUUUCGAAAACGAUUGGCAUUCAGAGAAAAUUUCUCAGUAUAGAAAUUAUAGUAUUUUUUGUAGUUUGCUUUCAAAGAAACCUCGCAUUUUUCUCGAGGAUUUCGUAUUUUGUGUUUGCGCUUAUCAGAUUUUAAUGGAAAAUUUAUUGUUUUAUGAGAAUAUUUCUCAGUAAUAAUCGUAUAAAUAUAGAUUAGUAGUUAUAAACUUUCACCGGGGUAAUACAGUGCACGUUAAAAAUAGAACACCUUAUGUCCAUAUAUGGAUACCAAACUUUUGUCKUUUAUGACAAACUUAAAUCCAAAGAAAUAUCUUUUAGAAAUUAGAAAGUCUGAUUAGCAGAGUUUUUAUGGUUAUUUUUAAGCAUUUAAAUUUCCACUUAUACUUUUUUCAAAAUGAAAAAUCAAACUAAAUAAUCUGCACUAUCACUUAACCAGGGGAUUUUUUUUUAUUUUUUGUUUUUAUAUAUUUUAGUUUUGACAAAGAUUUUUUCAAAAUGAAAAAUUCAUUAUAAUGCACUUACUAUUUCACCUUCAGCUUGACAAACAUAACUUUGGGGGUGGGGGACAGGAAGAAAUUCCAUCCCCACCACCACCCCCAUAGUACAUGAUUGUCAGGCAUUUCAAUUAUAUAAAUCUAACAGCAUUAGGGUUAAUUUCAUUUGAAAUACUCCAAAUGUUUUAUCGACCAUAGUAAGGUUUUUUCUAACCAGUYAUAUAACAGAAUAUUCAUUGAAUAGGUAUGUAAUUUUCUCUGAGAAAUGGUUAUAUUGUGCUCYGCCAAUUUGGCGGUUUUUAUGGACUUACAUGUCCUCUACGUACAUACUUAUACAACUGCUUCAAUAGAGGUUGAUCGCAGGUAAAACAUCGAUGGGGCCAAUAGGCAUUGUGGGAAUUUACUAAUCAACGGCUAGAAUUGCUUGGAAAUUUUAGCUUUUUAUUUUUGAGCUUUUUKAAACUUUUUUAAUGCAAUAAAUUCAUGUUUUAUUGCAAUUUCAUCUGCCACAAUGCUUUUUGGUCUUAAGUCGAACUUAUUUAACUCGUGGAUUUAGAAUCCUUGAGUUGUUUUCGUGAUCAAGCUUGAUUCAAGUAGUUUUUAUCAGAUAUAUCACCAGCACAAAACACCAGUUAUAUACUCAAAAUAAUUCACCUUUAAUUAACCAAUCAACGCUCGUGUAUGAGCAAAUCGAUACAUCUAUAGUUGCACUGCAUGCCAUUGUAGAGUAGAAUAGAAUUAUAUAUUAUUAAUAACUAUUAGAAAGUAAUAUGAAUCUCAGUGACGUUAUAAAUAUUGUUCACUUUUAAUUACGUGCAGUGGAGCCUCUCUAUUACGGGCAUUUGAUUUAUGGACAGCUUUAUUUACAGACAUCUCUAUAUUACAGACAGCUAGUGACAACUCUGUAUUACGGAGAAGACUAUAUUUACAGACAUCUAUGUUACUUCUAACACCUCUAUAUCACGGACACCUUGAUAGUACCGACAUGCCACUACUGAACAAACAUGUAUGAAUGACAACUCUAUAUUCCGGACAUCUUUAUAUCGGGCAGAGGUUUUUGUAAAGCAAUCGUCAUAUCUUUAACCCUCAUUUUUGCGACCAAGGUUGGUUUGUUGCUUCGUGCCCGUAUAAGAAAGGCUCUAUGAACUCAUAACGUGCAACUAGGUAAACUAUUCUUGAUACGAAUAAAUAUAUUAAGUUUAUAAACAGCU
Exaiptasia diaphana is the source of this 2947-nucleotide messenger RNA. Its product is annotated as helix-loop-helix protein 2. Gene Ontology annotation, molecular function: RNA polymerase II transcription regulatory region sequence-specific DNA binding; DNA-binding transcription factor activity, RNA polymerase II-specific; protein dimerization activity. Gene Ontology annotation, biological process: developmental process; regulation of transcription by RNA polymerase II. The coding region runs from base 186 to 878 and encodes 230 amino acids. The record is from RefSeq and is a predicted model, not a curated record. NCBI's taxonomy places the organism in Eukaryota, Metazoa, Cnidaria, Anthozoa, Actiniaria, Aiptasiidae. The transcript has 2 exons.